UUGAUUGUGAUAUUUAUAUUUCAUUAAAUGUUUAAAUUAAAUAAUUUAAUUAUUUAUUUAUGUAUUUAUUUAAUUAUUUCAUGCAGGCGCCGGUGCACAAUGAAAUAAUUAAAUCUGUCAACAUUAGCCAUCAAACUCAGUGGGCGGGCCUAACUCCGAUCGAUGCAGACCGAUUGCUCCGGCCUGCAGUGAUUGUUUUCCUCAGUAUGGCGGCCCUCGUCAUGGAUCUGCAGGACAUUUCUCGGGAGUUGGUUAGAAAUAUUUUACGGCUAGCUGAGGAAAUUGAAUCAGGGGCUACAGCAACAGACUUGGUCACUGAUCAAAUACACGACUUUAUAGAGGUGGUAGGGCUACUUUCUGCUCUCUCUAAUCAAAGUAUAGACUACAGGGUAACUGCAAACUUUGAAGAAGUGCUCCAGCGCUUCUCCAUCCAAUCACAGCAAACUAUAGCAGGCCCAGGUCGCCCAGCCUUUCACAUCCCCAGCGGAAUGCUGGAGCACCAUGUUCUCUGUGGAAUAACAGCUCCUGAAAUCGCAGAGAUGUAUGGAGUGUCUGAGAGGACCAUCAGGAGACACAUGGAACGGAACGGAAUAAGAAAGACAGACCUCUAUUCACCGCUCACUAAUGAAGAGCUGGACCACAUUGUAACUGAUGUCCACAGAAGCCACCCAAACACGGGCUACAAGCUAGCGCAUGGUCUUCUGAAAGCCAGAGGUGUACGUGUUCCAAUCUCAAGGUUGAGAGACUCUUUUCGCAGAAUUGAUGCAGAGGGUGUGUGCAUGAGACGUCUACGGUUGCAUACACUAAGACGGCGGCAGUAUUCUGUGCCUGGCCCAAAUUACUUAUGGCACAUUGACGGCCACCAUAAGCUCAUAAGAUGGAGGUUUGUGGUUCAUGGAGGGGUGGAUGGAUUCAGUCGCUUGGUGGUUUACCUUACUGUGGCUGGCAAUAACAGAGCAAGCACAGUCCUGCAGAGCUUUCUCACAGCUGUGGAUGAGUAUGGAUUGCCAUCAAGGGUACGAUCGGAUAAAGGUGGGGAGAAUGUAGACGUUGCAGAAUUUAUGAUCAGGAGUAGAGGUACCAACAGAAACUCCCACAUCACCGGCAGAAGUGUUCAUAAUCAACGAAUUGAGAGGUUGUGGAGGGAUGUUUAUGAGCAUGCUCUAGACCUCUUCUACCAGAUCUUUGUCUCUCUGGAAGACCAUUCAGCACUUCACCCUGACAAUGAACUCCAUCUAUUUGCCUUGCAUUGGAUCUUCCUACCACAAAUACAGAGGCAUCUCAAGUCUUUCAGAGAUGCUUGGAACUUCCAUGGCCUUAGAACUGAAAGGGGUCAGUCACCACAACAAAUCUGGAGAAGAUACAGAGAGCAAAUCCCCACAGAAGACUCAACCGAGGUUAAUGAAGACUAUGGGAUUGACUGGAAUGGGCCUCACACCCUUCUUGACAACACUGUAUCUGUUCCAGAGAUCCAGCUGCUCCGUGAGCUCACUGACGAUGAACUUGCUUCUUUGCCAGUUCCAGGGGGGCCUUUGGCUUGCACAAUUGGCAUGUACUUAGAGACUGUUCAGAUUUUGUCAAGAAUCAUAGGAGACUGAAAUAAUUUGCUAUAAUUUAUU
Messenger RNA from Astyanax mexicanus (Mexican tetra), 1619 nucleotides. RefSeq lists its product as uncharacterized. The transcript is spliced from 6 exons. The record is from RefSeq and is a predicted model, not a curated record. Gene Ontology annotation, biological process: DNA integration. Lineage: Eukaryota; Metazoa; Chordata; Actinopteri; Characiformes; Acestrorhamphidae. Bases 60 to 1598 code for a protein of 512 amino acids. Gene Ontology annotation, molecular function: nucleic acid binding.